This is a messenger RNA of Linum tenue, 2272 nucleotides long. NCBI's taxonomy places the organism in Eukaryota, Viridiplantae, Streptophyta, Magnoliopsida, Malpighiales, Linaceae. The record is from the annotation of a GenBank genome assembly.
CCCUUGAGUCAUAAUUAUUAACCUUCCAUUUCUGUUUAAAAGGUAACCACAAUAGGCACAGAGACUUGAAGCCAAACAGAGGCUAAAGCACCUUGAAAGCAAGGCAAACAGAUUGCUGCAAUAGAUGCACCAACUGAACUUGGCUGGUCCAGCAGACAUGAGGCUAGAACAUGCUUAAAGGUUAUAUGGCCGAUUGAAAGAGAACUGAAGGAUAAACAUAGAGUUGAGUUGAGAACUACAUUCUUAUUCAUAAGGGAAGAUGAUCCUUUUGUAGCUUUCAUCCCUAACAGUAAAGCAAGCCCAAACUUCUACACGGACAACUUGCAACUUUUGGAUACAAAAGAAGGAAGAAAUCAGUCCCAAAACAACAAAUUAUUAAUUUCACCAAAGUGCAGGCAACAUUCCAAAACCACAAAUGUAGCCAUCCCAUCCCAGCAUUGACUUGGAAUCCUAUCGCCCGUCUUCAACAUCUGAGAUACAAGCAUCGAGAACCCCGAUCAAUGAGAGGACGACCCGUGGUGCGAGGAAGGCGUGCCAACCCUAUCGUAGAUUUGCUCGCCGACGAGAUAAAUGCCGAAGGCGACAAGCGCGAUGCCGAGCCCAGGAGUCGCGUGGCGGAACUGCUUGAUCAUCAUGGGGUGCUUCCUCCAUUCAUCCCUUCGCCGGAAGAAUUCCCCGGUCGUUCCCAACUGCUUUCCCAUCUUCUUCUUCUCCGAUUUGACUACCGUGUGUCCCCUCUCAAUUUCUCCGGUCUCCCUGCUCUCAAAUGUGUUGGCUCUGGAAAUUGGGAAUCCUCCCAAAUUCACAGCAGCGCGAUGCCCACGUGGGCCAAUGCUUUUCACGGCCCAGUACAAUAUGAGCUAGGCUCAAGCCCAUUAAAGUUGUGUGCUUUAAGAAAAGAAAAGAAAUUAGGCAGCCAUUGGUGGUUAAGUCGGACGACAAAAGUUGACCGGCGAUUGUCCUCCGUUUAUCUGGAGUACGAAUAUUUUAUUGAAAAAUUGAGGCGGCAGGGGAGAAACAGAGGAGUCUAAUUUAGACGACGGUGGUUGGUGAGAUUACAAAGGCAAAGUUCAGGUUUUGGAUACUGAAUUACUGAUAGAUAGACAGGCUGAGGAAGACAGAGCCGGGUGGCAGCAAAAGAGAGAGAGAGAUGUCGAUUACUCUGCAACUUCGUCUUCUUCCCAAUCACACCACCUCCAAUCAUUCAUCUGCACCUGCUACUACUACUACCCACUCCACAUUCCUUUCUCUGCCUUCCAAUCUCUCAAUUGCUGCUUCUUCCUCUCUGUCCAACUCUUCCUCCCUUGCCUUCCACCCAGUUCACAAACUCAAUUCCAUUCAGAAGCCCAGAUUCUCCCCCAUCAGAUGCUCCGCUGCCCAGGAAAAUGGCUCUGGAGCUGUGAAAGAGCGGAGUGUUUCAGUGGUUCUGUUAGCUGGAGGACAGGGCAAAAGAAUGGGUGCGAGCAUGCCAAAGCAGUAUCUCCCACUUGUCGGCCAACCAAUUGCUCUCUACAGUUUCUUCACUUUCUCGCAGAUGAUUGAAGUGAAGGAAAUCAUUGUGGUUUGUGAUCCAUCCUACAGGGACGUCUUUGAAGAUGCCACAGAAAGGAUCAACAUUGACCUUAAAUUUGCACUGCCUGGGAAGGAAAGACAGGAUUCUGUCUACAGUGGUCUUCAGGAGAUAGACCUCAGCUCUGAGCUGGUUUGCAUCCAUGACUCUGCAAGACCUCUGGUGUUGGCAGCUGAUGUGAGGAAGGUCAUUAAGGAUGCAUCAGUGAAUGGAGCAGCAGUGCUCGGUGUGCCUCUCAAAGCAACCAUUAAGGAGGCAGAUGGCAAGUCAUUUGUAGUGCGAACUCUUGACCGCAAAACACUAUGGGAGAUGCAAACACCACAGGUUAUCAAGCCAGAAGUGCUCAGGAAGGGCUUCGAGCUAGUCAAUAGGGAAGGCCUAGAGGUGACGGACGACGUUUCAAUUGUAGAGCAUCUAAAACAUCCCGUUUUCAUCACUGAAGGAUCAUACACUAACAUCAAGGUUACAACCCCGGAUGACAUGCUGCUUGCUGAGAGGAUUCUGAACAUGAAUUGAGCUCCAGUGGAGAAGUCUUGAGUUUUCAAAUGAUUGUUUGCCUACUGUUCUUUUGAGGCCUAACUAGGAAAGGAAAAUAAACAGGAUGUAGACGAUCGAUCAUUUAUGCACUGAUGAUAAUUCAUGAAACUUGAACUAUUCAAAUGAGAACAACCCAGAAUGAAGACCAAAUCUACAACCUUGAUU